CAUUGAACAUCCUCUCAUCAAAAAAGCUGGCACCAGCCAAGGUAUAUAGGUGGACGAUAAACUUGGGGAAAGAAAGGAACUAGCCCAUCUCUGAGUGACUAUUGAAGUACAAAUUAGCUAUUCUUAGCUGCCGCAGAUAUUGAAAUUUUCAAUUUGGGCACUUCGAUAUAGCGAUGAGAGCGGCAUUGAUUCUCGUGGCCUUCCUGGGCAUAUUCUCUCAGUGCUCAUAUGGGUCCAUCACGGCAGAGGAGAAGCUUAUAAGAUGGAUCAGAAGAUGUGGUGGAACGGUUGAUCUUGAAAUCACAAACGUGAGUGAUGAGGGGCUCAGAGGAGCGGUGGCUGUCCGGGACAUGAACAAAAGUCAGAUCGCUGUUCACCUGCCUGCGCACAUAGCAGUUGAGCUUGGAGAGGGCCACGUCACAUCAGAGGAGAACACAGUAAAGCUUUUUAGAUUGAAAAAGGAGAAUUCAGCAUGGAACGAGUCAAUGCUGCCAUACUGGGAAUCCCUGCCACAAGCAGGGACCUCGAUGACAAAGCAAACAUAUCCUGCGGAGCCGCUAGAUCUCCUGCAAGACAGGAUCCUUGAAGCUUCGAUCGUUGUCCACAGCGCCUACACCAAGAAUGUAUAUGAUGGCGGCAAGCCAGCUCUGAUUGAGAGCUUCCAAGAGGAGUUCCCUGGCGUGAGCUACGUGGACUUCAGCCACAUAACAUCAGUGGUUGCUUCGUACGCGUUCUUGUUUCCGAAUGAGGAGGGCGUGGCCAAGAGGAUGCUGCUGCCUGUGAUGGACAUGCUCAACCAUGCAGACGGCACAGAGCACAAUCUGGAGAUCAUGCAGGCUGACAACGGGGACUUCUAUGCCUACACUCUGCGAGACAUUGAUAAGGGAGAAGAGUUGUUCCAUGAGUACAACACCGGUAUCAGGAGGAAUGAUCAGUCGCUUUUCCACUAUGGUUUCAUUCGCGAGCAUGACCCUCCAAGGCUGAUUGCGCAAGACCUGCCGGCAGGCAACCUGUAUGAGCCAGCAGCAUACUCUGAAGAAGACUAUGAGUUCGGGGGUAGGCUCGUGAACAAGGCUGAGUUGGCGCGCCUAGAGGCCAUUCUGAGCUCUUUCCCCACCACAGAAGCAGAGGAUGCCAAACUUCUUGAAGGGAAAAAUGGGGGCUGGGCAGGUCUUCUAGGGGGCCGAAGCAUCCAAACGCCAUUGGAACGCAUGUUUGUCAAGUACAGGAUGCUGCGGAAGCGGGCACUGACCGAGGUCAUCCAAAAACUGAAGGAUGCUCUUGUUAUCACCAAAGAACUUUGAAAAGCUAGCUAGUGUUGAGAUGCUACGGUUGAGUCGAUUGCAGAGGGCCAGCAGAAUUUUUUAGAUUAGACACAUGUACUGUCUUUGAUGUUGAUAUUCAGAAACUCAUGACCGUUUCCAAACAUAAAUGAUGAAAAGACACUUUGUGCUAAUUCGAUACUUAUCGCUGAAAGCAGUCUGCCGUGGUCCGAAUUCCUCCAUGGCCACGUAUAUAUUUAAAAGAAUUUGUUCUCC
This is a messenger RNA of Coccomyxa subellipsoidea C-169, 1538 nucleotides long. RefSeq names its product SET domain-containing protein. Lineage: Eukaryota; Viridiplantae; Chlorophyta; Trebouxiophyceae; Coccomyxaceae. The record is from RefSeq and is a predicted model, not a curated record. Gene Ontology annotation, biological process: peptidyl-lysine monomethylation. The transcript has 7 exons. Gene Ontology annotation, molecular function: protein-lysine N-methyltransferase activity; protein binding. Bases 174 to 1304 code for a protein of 376 amino acids.